AUGAUCAAAAGCAUCGAUAAAUCUGGCGAAGAUCCAGUGGCUUCAGCGUUAAAACCUUAUGGAGCACCAGAUGAUGAUGACGGGUCCUCAUCUUCCAAUACAGAUGUUUUCCAAAAAUUCUUCGGAAACUUUACGAAAAUCAAUGUUCAGAAUUCCGAUCCCACCGCAGAUGAUGUGUCUCUUAUAGACCAUUUUUUAAAUGUAGAACAUAGUUAUAAUAAUGAUACUCAAAGAUUGACAAUGGAUGAUAAUGUCAUGCCAGAAACAAAAGAUGAUUCGAAUGAAACUUUAAGUGAAAAUGAAAAUGUUACUAUUACAAGACCAAGUGUUCACGAAGACGUUGUGACAAAAUUCCUAAGAUUAAUAGAAACUCAACACUUGUUAGGCGAAAACUGUACAGCCGGUACCCAUCUUAAUUUAGGUGUGGGCGUUGUAGAUAGGUACGCCCAAGAAAGAUUUCGAAUAGAAGCCGACGUAGCAGUAAACAGAGCAAAUAUGCUUACGAGAUUGUGGAAAUACGCAGGGCCUUCAGUUAUGCAUAAUGAAUAUUUAUUACAUGCAAGUGUAUUCUCUAUGGUGGAGUUUGAUGACGAUAUAUUCGCUGCGGGGAAUUGCUAUGACCAGUAUCAGUAUAAGGAUUACCAGCUUUUUUGCCCGUUUGCGUACAGAUUGCCAGAAGGACCAAUAUUGGCAAAGGAUUUAGCGGUGGAAUACAAAUAUUUGAGCAACACUUCCGAGUGGUUCUACAUAGCUCGCAAGAACGCUGAGCGUGUUAUCCGAAAUCACAAUCAAUUUAGACGAGGAUACAACACAUACACAUACAAUGAUACUGCGCACACGCAACGUGAACCAGACGAGAUCUUGUCCGUCGUAUACGAGGACGGGAAGUGGUCGAAGCCCUAUUACGACUGCGGCGGCGGCAACAUCUGGAUGUUGACAUACACCGUCCCCUUUUUCGGUUACAGUAACGGCACAUAUUUCUUUAAGCCGACAAUAACAGAGAUUGGACCGGAGAUAUCUCGGGAAAUGGAUUACUCGCCCCCCGAUACUAUUGUUGCGUUAGCUACCGUUCACUUGAUAUUGGCAUCGACCUUAGAUAGAUGGAAUGGCUUAGUGUUUCACUGUUAG
This is a messenger RNA of Diatraea saccharalis (sugarcane borer), 1128 nucleotides long. NCBI's taxonomy places the organism in Eukaryota, Metazoa, Arthropoda, Insecta, Lepidoptera, Crambidae. The record is from the annotation of a GenBank genome assembly.